AUGGUCGUUGGUUCGUCCAGUUCAUCUCCCGGUGAGAAAAUUAAGCUAGGCGUGGCCAUUCUCACACGUUUUCCAAUCACCGAGCGAGCGACCGCUGGCAGGACUGGAGUUUUGGACAAUUUACAAGCUUCUUUGAAGGGUGCUACUCUGUUAGAGCGGGUUUUAGGGGAAAUAACCGCAUCAGCGGUUUUACAAUGGUUUGAACAAAUCUCAUCUAGUUUCGGGUCUCCACGGAUUCUGCCAAAAAUACAGAUGUUUUUGGUUUAUCGAAUGAACUAUACCAGCGUAUUUUCACUUUCCGGUUGGUUUUCCGUUCUUCCGAACCAUUUGCUGAACAAUUCCACGCUAGUGAAGAAACCAGGCGAAUUCGAAGAUUCCACUCUGGGAUUGAAAGGAAGACGAUAUUCGGACAUAUUAUCCAAGACCGGGCAUAAUUUGAACAAUGAUACGUUUGGGGAAGAUUCAGAUGUGUAUUGUUCCUCGCGUCAACUGUUAUCCAACUCUACCCAUGGUCAUUGUCGCCUAUCCACAUACCAUCGAACGAGACCAACCGAGUUGGAGUCGGAGCUUGCUACGAACGAGCCCGGGAGCAUAGUGGUUCCCGUUGAAUAUGUGACAGUAGAGGGCUUGGAAAUGAGCCGCCUGUUAGAAGUGGCUUUGCGUGCCGCUUUGCGUUCCGGUUGUGACUACGUCCUCGUGUUAAAUCCACGCGCAAUCGGAUUGAAACCGAGUCAUUUGUCUGCCGCAAUCCAAUUACUUACUGGCACUCAUCAGUCAAUCAAGCCGAACCAUAUUAAGGAGUUUCCCGAUCAGUCAUAUUCCUCACCGGUAGAUAUCGUCCUCGGUCUUACCACACCGAGUUCGCAUAUGGGGCGUUCCACGUCCAAUAUCUGUUCGCCCGGCCCUGUAUCCACUGCACUACCCAACAACCCGUUUGCCAGUCCAAGUGGAUUAUACUUGUUGGGUCUGCGUGCUGGUCGUGGAGUGAUGCUCGGUGCACACCAACUGACUUCUUCAGUCGAAUGGGCCACCUCAACAACUGGAACUCGAUUAUGGACAAAUUUGUCUCGCUGGUUUUCCAAUUGGAAUGUGAUCACACAACCGCCUGAUCUACUCUCCGUGGAGCAACACAUUGGUCUUGGCAUUGAUCAUCUCUUGGAAGACAGUAUUACUGUUAUCAUUCCCAUGGGACCUGGGCAUGCGGACGACCUGAUUGAUCCAGAAGAAGAUUUAGAACUGGUUGAUGUGCAGAAUUCUAAAGCGCUAGCAGUCACAUUAGAGCUGGCAGUGUGCAACGCCUCCGGGAAGCGAUCUGUUGAAAUAAUCAUAAUUACCAGUGAGACGUCAUCGCGCUCGAGGUCGCAUUCUGUCAGCACUCCACCUAUCAUGGAUCCAUUAUCACCAGAUUCCCUACGCGGUCCAUCCUUAUCCCGCUCCACACGCCUGCGACCGAUGAUCAAGGUGUCGGUGCAUCACUACAUGCGAUCGGGUCCAAGCACCACUGAGGCUUCGUCCCCUUCCAUUCCGUCUGACACUUAUCCCAGACGUGGCGAAUUGAUUCGUUACGCUGCAGAACAUCUGGCGAGAGGAUCGAUGCUUGUUUUUGUAGAACCGGGUAAUCAUCAGAUUCCAUGUUGA
Molecule: messenger RNA, 1638 nt
Organism: Echinostoma caproni
Lineage: Eukaryota; Metazoa; Platyhelminthes; Trematoda; Plagiorchiida; Echinostomatidae
Source: the annotation of a GenBank genome assembly